AUGCAGAUCAAGUUACCUACCGAGAUUCAAAGAGCUUGUAUUCCUCCUAUUCUUGCAGGCAAGGAUGUUAUUGGUGGCGCAAAGACUGGUUCAGGAAAAACUGCUGCAUUUGCUUUACCAAUGUUGCAAAAAUUAUCAGAGGAUCCAUAUGGUGUAUUCGGCCUUGUGUUGACACCCACAAGAGAGUUAGCCUUCCAGAUUGCAGAACAAUUUAGAGUUCUUGGAAAGAACAUUGGAUUAAAAGAGUGUGUAGUUGUAGGUGGAUUGGAUAUGAUGAAGCAGUCUUUGGAAUUAGCAAGACGUCCUCACAUUAUUAUCGCUACACCCGGUCGAUUGAGAGACCAUAUCCGAAGCAGCUCUGGAGCAGUCAACUUGUCUCGUGUCAAAUUCCUUGUGAUGGAUGAAGCCGAUCGCUUGCUUUCACCAACCUUUGCACCCGAUCUGGGUCACAUCUUACCUCACCUUCCCAAGAACCGUCAGACCCUCUUGUUUACCGCCACAAUGACUGAGUCGAUCCUAGCUCUCAGAGACGCUGAAGAAGACGAAAAAAAGAAGCCAUUUGUCCACAUGUGCUCAAUGGAUGUCUCGACUGUUUCAACCCUAGAACAGCUCUAUGUGUUUGUGCCUUCACAGGUCAAGACGGUCUACUUGGCCCACAUUCUGCGAUCCCCAGAUUUUGCCGAAAAAUCGGUAAUCAUCUUCUGCGGUCGAUGCUCAACUGCAGAGUUGAUCACAGUCAUGCUCAAAGAACUCGGGAUCAGAUGCACGGCCCUACACUCCGAAAUGACACAGCAGCAGAGAUUAGAUUCGCUCGGUAAAUUCAGAGCAGAGGUUAUCAAGGUGCUGGUGUCUACCGAUGUAGGAAGUCGUGGUCUGGAUAUCCCAUCUGUAGAGCUGGUGUUGAAUUACGAUAUUCCCCGAGACCCAACAGACUAUAUUCAUCGUGUCGGUCGUACCGCAAGAGCCGGUCGUGGCGGUAAAGCACUGUCGAUUGUGUCCGAAAAAGAUGUCCAGCUUAUCCAGAGCAUCGAAGAAAGAAUCAACAAAAAGAUGGAGGAGUACAAGAUUGAAGACAAUGAUAUCGUUGAAGAGCUUAACGAAGUCACAGCAGCAAAACGGUCUGCAAGCAUGCAUCUCCACGAUGCGCACUUUGGAGAGAAACGAAAUGCUCGCAAGAAGAAGAAGAUGACCAAUACCGAAAGCACUGCAUAA
Phycomyces blakesleeanus NRRL 1555(-) is the source of this 1212-nucleotide messenger RNA. RefSeq lists its product as hypothetical. Bases 1 to 1212 code for a protein of 403 amino acids. NCBI's taxonomy places the organism in Eukaryota, Fungi, Mucoromycota, Mucoromycetes, Mucorales, Phycomycetaceae. The transcript has 5 exons. Gene Ontology annotation, molecular function: ATP binding; nucleic acid binding. The record is from RefSeq and is a predicted model, not a curated record.